Messenger RNA from Ornithodoros turicata, 951 nucleotides. RefSeq lists its product as uncharacterized. NCBI's taxonomy places the organism in Eukaryota, Metazoa, Arthropoda, Arachnida, Ixodida, Argasidae. Bases 1 to 951 code for a protein of 316 amino acids. The record is from RefSeq and is a predicted model, not a curated record. The transcript has a single exon.
AUGACUCGAGUGCCCUUUGGUGCCAGGUCCAACCCCUUUCUUCUUUCCGCCACUAUUCGACAUCACUUACGGCAGUCUGAAGGGGGCUACCCUGAGACAGCGGCGCUUCUACAGGACCAUUUCUACGUCGACGACUUGGUGGUCAGCGUGGAAACAUCAUCAGAAGCAGAGAUUCUGUACCAGGACACUUUGCGAAUAUUUGAGGCCGCAGGCACGAAAGCGAAGAAGCGGGUGACCAAUGACGGGAUCCUAUUACGCUGGAUGUUGAACGACGGCAGCACAACCGUCGAGACGACUCAAGCUCACACUGAGAAGGUGCUGGGACUUGUCUGGGAUAUACACAAUGACAAACUACGAUGUCCUCUCGCAGCCAUUUUGGACUUUGUUGCAACCGAGACGAAUGACAAGAGGCACAUUUUACAGUCAGUAUCAAAGAUCUACGAUCCUUUCGGCUUACUUGCGCCCUUCACCAUUACUGGGAAGAUUAUGCUGCAAAGAAUUUGGGAGGCGGAGCUAGCCUGGGAUGAUCCACUGCCAGAGGACAUACAAUCAGUGUGGAAGGAGUGGUGUGUGGGAGUUGCAGAACUGGAGCAACUUUCUCUCCGUCGAUUCCUGGGAUAUUCGGGCACGGCCACGCCUAGGAAGAUGCACGUAUUUGCUGACGCUAGUCCCUGCGCUUACGGCGCGGUAAUCUACGUUGAAGCGUCAUCGAGCGACUCUUCUAGCAUGGAGUUCCUCGUCAGCAAGAGCAGAGUGGCCCCCAUCAAGCGCCAAACGCUGCCAAGGCUUGAACUUAUGGCAGCCCUUCUUGCCGCACGGCUUUACCGAUAUGUCUGCACUGCUUUGAAGAUUGUGCCCGACUGUGUUUUCUGGACGGAUUCUCUCAUAGCGUUGCAUUGGAUAAGAGGGCCAGUAACACGGUGGAAGACCUUCGGUGCGAACCGGGUCUAA